AUGCUUAAUGCCUUUUGCUAUCUCUACACAGGUAUUGCCAAUGCAAUUUUUAGCGGCAGGAGCAGUGCAAUAUUUUACAGAAGCAAUGGGAACAUCAGCAGGGACCUCACCAACAUAACCUUUGGCUUUCGGACUCGGGACUCCGACGUAAUCCUGCUUUACGCAGAAAAGGAGCCAGAGUUUGUCACCAUCCGCAUCCAGAAUGCCAAACUUGUGUUCCAGUUGCAAAGUGGCAACAGCUUGUAUACGCUGAGCCUGGCUAGCUCGCGGCCGGUGAAUGAUGGGAUCCUGCACCAGGUGACCUUCUCAAUGAUGGAGCCCUUAUCUCAGUCCUCGAGAUGGCUCAUGGAUAUAAAUGACAAGGAAGACAUCACAACAAGUAUGGUUGCCACAGGAAACCUCAACUUCUUGAGAGAAGAGACAGAUAUCUACCUUGCUGACAAAGCUUUUGAUAACCUGGACGGGCUCAGAGGAUGCAUGAGCACUGUGGAAAUUGGUGGCAUCCACCUCUCCUACUUUGAAACCAUUGAUGGCUAUAUGAAGAAACCACAGGAAGAGCAGUUCCUCAAGAUAUCGGCCAACCCCGUCGUCACUGGCUGCCUUCCACUGGACGCUUGCAGCUCAAACCCUUGCAUGCACAACGGGAUAUGCGAAGACUUCUACUCUUAUUAUAGUUGCACGUGCGCCGAGGGGUGGACUGGAACCCACUGCGAAACCAACAUUGAUGAGUGUGCAUCGAAUCCCUGUGUGCACGGAAACUGCAGCGACAGAGUCGCAAUGUACAAGUGCAUAUGUGAUCUGGGCUACACGGGGUCGAGGUGCGAAGAAGACAUUGACGACUGCCGGGGCCAUCUGUGUGCAAAUGGGGCCACCUGUGUUGAUGAGAUUAACGGCUAUUCCUGCCUAUGUGCCGGGAAUUUCACCGGAAGGUUUUGCAGGUACUGUCCUGAAGCCUGAUGAAGAAAUUCACCCGCUACAGUAUCAGUCGCUUCCGAUCUCUUAAAUGAGGCAGUGAUUAAAAGCUGAACAAACCUCUGGGUUAGCAAUUGCACUACUAAGAGUUGCAUGGUGAGGAAAUCAGGUAACGUCGUGGGCACCCUCAGUCUUAUAAAUGUCCAUCAUUGUGAAUGGUGCUUUGCUCCCAGAUAAGUGUACAUAGGUCUUGUUCUUUUCUAAUAGCGUUUAAAGCAGGGUUUCCCAAACUUAGGUCUCCAGUUGUUUUUGGACUACAACUCCCAUCAUCCUUAGCUAGCAGGACCAGUGGUCAGGGAUGGUGGGAAUUGUAGUCCAAAAAAACCAGUGGAGACCUAAGUUUGGGAAACUUUGUCUACACAGAUAGAGAUUUAGCACUGAAUCAGAACUAAUGGUAAUCAGGUUUUCCGUGGAUUGUUGUUUGUUCAAAUUUAGUGCUAAAUUUGUGGGUUUUCCAGGGGAAAGUAGCAGGGCGAAGGCAAAACCAUGCAGACUCAUGCCCAGAGAGAAGUGCAUAGCAAAAUUUGGAGGUGUGAAUUUCAAAGGAUAGCUGUGUUUCAGCUCACACAUUGCUUUCGAAAUUGAGAAUUAGGUGAGUUGACGUUAAAAUCAUACCCCAGUGUUUCUCAAACUUGCUGUUUGACUACAUCAUCCCUGACCACUGGUCCUGCUAGCUAGGGAUGACGAUGGGAGUUGUUUGUCCAACAGCCGGGGAUCCAAGUUUGAGAAACACUGUCCUAACCAAACCUGAUUUCUUCUCCAUCCCUACUUACAAGGAAACAUGUACAGUGAGAGGGGGAAGUAUUGGAUCCCCUGCUAAAUUUGCACGUUUGCUCUCUGAUGAAGAAAUGACCAGUCCAUAAUUUUAAUGAUAGGUUUAUUGUACCUAUGAGAGACAGAAUAACAACAGGAAAACCCCCAGAAACCCAGAAGACAAAAGUCAGAGAUUGAGGUGCAAAAUAAUAGGGGAAAGUGAUUUUGUAGUCUUACCACUGUUGUUUUGCUUUAGAUAUAUACGGCUACCGUCUACAGUGUGCGGGAAUGAGAUCAAAAAUAUUACCUGUUACAACUAUGGCAACUGUUCCGAGCUCCAAGGACUCUUGGAAUGCAUGUGCCUCCCAGGCUUUACAGGACGGCGGUGAGAUUAUUAUAAUAAUCACAAUUUUUUUCAUAUCAAUUUUUUUUUCCAUGCGGUAAUUUGACUCACUAGAAACAGGAGCAGGGCUUUUUUUCAGCUGGAACUCACCAGAACACAGUUCCGGCACUUCUCAGGAGGGCGCCAUUGCCAUUUUAAGAGAGCAAGGAAGCUGUUCAUGGCGAGUCCUGGCAUUUAUUUUUCUAAAAUAAAACAGCACUGUAUCUCCAGUCAAUCCCGGAAAACACUGGGUUCUAAAAAGAAACAUUAGGUUCUAUUCACCACUAAAUAACCUUUCUCUUAUUUCAUUUGUAACCGAGCAACAGGAGCUCACCCCGUCGCGGGGAUUCGAACUGCCAACCUUCUGAUCGGCAAGUCCUAGGCUCUGUGGUUUAACUCACAGCGCCACCCGCGUCCUAAUGGCUAGUGUCUAAUGGCUGCAUUAGACAGUUUAUAUCAAAUCUAAUUUAGGCGGUGGGUGGGGUUUGGGGAAGGGGGGACCCCACAGGCAAGGCCUCUACAACCCCUGCCCUAGUUAAGCCAUCUAGCAGAGCCAAGGAUUUCAGUGAGCCAUUGAAAGUGGCCUCAGGCCUGUAUACCUGAAGGAGUGUCUCCACCCCCAUCGUUCAGCCCAAACACUGAGGUCCAUGUGCAAGGGCCUUCUGGCGGUUCCCUCACUGCGAGAAGUGAAGUUACAGGCAGAGGGUCUUCUCCCUUUGGACCGCCCUACCAUCAGAUGUCACGGAGAUAAAGAACUACACAACUUUUAGAAGACAUCUGAAGGCAGCCCUGUAUAGGGACAUUGUUAAUGUUUUCAUAUGUGUUGGAGGGGCAACCCAGCCAGAUGGGCAGGGUAUAAAUAAUAAAGUUAAUUUAUACCACCGUCUUACCUUUUCCAUUCACAUUAGUGAGUAGUUGGCCCGUGUAUUUACCUUUAAAAAAAUAAUCUUGCAGAUGUGAAGUGGACAUCAACGAGUGCACCUCUGACCCGUGCCUCAACGGGGGUCUCUGCCAGAACCUGCUCAACAAAUUCAACUGCAUCUGUGACUUGAACUACGCCGGCGAUCGCUGCGAGAUAGACGUAAGCGACCUCUCCUUCUUUGUCUCUCUCUUGUUGUGGCAGAACCUCUUUCAACUUCUCUCCUACCUCAUUCUGCGCAUGGAUGACGACCCAGCAGUGGAGUGGGGGGAACAGGACGACUACUAGCAGUCAGAUUGGGGGCGUCGUUUUUAAAGCCGUCAGAGCACAAUGGAAGAUUGGCCAAACAAGUACAGCUAGGCUGGGAAUCAGAACAGCGAGGGUAACCAUAAUCACACGCUGAUUGAGAGAGCCAGUGUGGUGUAGUGGUUAAGAGCAGUAGUCUCGUAAUCUGGGGAACCGGGUUCGCGUCUCCGCUCCUCCACAUGCAGCUGCUGGGUGACCUUGGGCCAGUCACGCUUCUCUGAAGUCUCUCAGCCCCACUCACCUCACAGAGUGUUUGUUGUGGGGGAGGAAGGGAAAGGAGAAUGUUAGCCGCUUUGAGAUUCCUAAAGGGGAGUGAAAGGCGGGAUAUCAAAUCCAAACUCUUCUUCUUCUUCUUGAUUCUGUUUCUCUAACAUUUUGAGCAUAUUUAAAAUGUGCAUUAUUUGGUGCCCUGAUUCUGAUGGAGAGGCUGUGAAGUAGAUUCUUGGUGCAGUUCAGCUUUUAAUGUGAGAUGAAAGCAAAACAUCCCUAAAGCAAGUUUUUGAUAUUUCAAAAGAAUAGCUGCAUCUUCUUUUUGCUCUGGAAUAGCUUAGCAGUUUGGAUUUGAGAUACUUCCCGUUUGUAUAGCGCUUUCCCACAAAAUUGUGGCUGAAGUGGCUCACAGCAUAACUAUUCGAAACAUGCUAGGUAUGGUUGUAAUCCUAGUAUCAGUAAAUACAGAAAAUGUUUAAAAGAUCAAUCCAUAAAAUAUCGUGUGAAAACAAUGUAAAUAAGCUAGCCUCAUAAUAGAGUCAUAGAACAUUAAGAGUUGAGAAGAAAUUUGGAGGCCAGAGUUCUUCCACCUUGGCUCGCUGGAUGUUGUUGGGCUACAAUUCCCAUCAACUGUAGUCCAGUAACAUCCAAAGACCAAACGUUGAAGAGGUCAGAUCGGCGACAUAUAAAUAAUAAUUAUUAUUAUAGCUUUCUUAUACAUUAUACUGUUAAAUCUGUUUUGAUGAUUUUUGUGAUUUUUUUAUUAUUAUUUACGUUGGUUGCAAAUUGCUUUGUACCAAAAAGGACUUAAGCAAUCAAUUUAAUAAUCCUAUGAAACUUUAAAAACCACCCUGCGAUCUUCAGAAGGGCAGUAUAUAAAUUUAAUCAAAAAUAAUAUUAAUGUCUGCUAGCGCAGGAGCAAAAACAAGAGGUAAACUAACUUGUUUAUUAGUUGAAUUAAAUCUUUAAAUGAUAAAUCCCCCUUCCUCUUCCCACCCCAAAUCACAAUUUGGCUUUGGUACCAAAGAACAAAUGUACCACCAAUGCUCUGAAGUUCUUACGAAUGGAAAAAGUCGUGUAUCGUGCAAUUGAGUAAAACACAUUCUCUCAGCCACCACUGAUAAUAUAAACUAAUUACUGGGCUGUAACAGGUAAACAGGUGUAAUCCAGAUAUUUUGGAAUACAUCUCCCUUUGCUGGCAGAGGCUGAUGUGAGUUGCAGUCCAGGGCACCAGGAUUUCAUUUUUAUUUAUUUGUAUACCACAUUUCAGACUACACAGCCCUCCCAAGGGGGUGUUUGCCUCAUUCCUAAAAGACUCUUCACCCCUUAUAUUUCCAGCCAAUCAAUCACUGUGCUAUGCCAGUGCAAGUCUCCUGAAGACCCCAGCCUAUCAAGAAGUCCUUUCCACAUAAUGUAGAAAUCGGAUCUUUAUUGUUGUGGCACCUGCCCUUUGGAAUGGACUCCCCUUGAAUAUUAGACAUUAGAUAAGCCUUCUAAGUUUAGAUCUUUCCCGGCCUACAUCUUUAUUGGAAUAGUUUCAAAAGAUGUUUUUUGUAGUUUUAUCACUUGUUGUUUGCUGUGCUGGACUUCUUUGGGAGGAAGCGUAGGGUUACAGAUUUAUUAAAUAAAUCUGUAUAAAAUACACAAUCCGUGUAAAACCAGGGCCUUUUUUUGCAGAAGGAACUCAGUUCCGGCACCUCUCAGGUAGACACCAUUGGCAUUUAAGAGAACAAGCAAAGCAUUCAUGGCGAGUUCUGGCACCUCUUUUUCUAAAAAAAAAAAUAGCACUGUCACAAAUUAAAUAACGCCACAUUACAUACAGCAAUAAAUAAGACCAGCAGGGGCAGGUUGGAAACUCCACACCCAGUGUACCCAACGGCCUGGGUGAACAGAUACAUUUUUCACUGGUGCCGGAAACCCAUUGGGAUUUGUGAGGGAAGGGCAUCCCACACGGUUGGAGAAGGUUGCCUUAGAGAUUGUCAUAGCUGAAGCAUACUAUUUUUUAACUCCAUUACAAAAGAGCUCAGAGCUGAUUGCCAUAGAUAAGAUUUCUUUAUAGGCACAUAAGGGAAAGAAUAGAAACUUGAACGAGAGCUAAGCACCACAAAGGGAUCUACAAAAGCAAGGUGCAUUUUAGGUUGGUGUAAGGAAACAUGGAAUUUGGAAACUUUGAACUCUCAGGGGCAUUUCCCUUGCAUACUGUGCUGCUAUUUCAUGAGAUGAAAAAUAGAUCAAGCACAAAAACCAUAUAAGAUCGACACGGAGCGUAUAAAUAACCCUCUGAAUAUUUGUGGAGAGCUAGAAGCCUGAUAUCGGAGGGAAACUGUAUACGUAUGAUGUGUCUUAUGUGAUCACUAACACAAUACUGAAAAGCCGCAUUCUAGUCUUAUUGAACUGUAUACAUGCUGUUAAUACUGGUGUUGUCAAUGCAACCCUGCAGACUGUCGCUUUCUUUAACCACCUUGUCAUCAAGAGCAUCUUCUGUCUUCACACAUGCUUGUUUGUCCUUCUCUUUGUGAAUGUGUAUUCUUCAGCUACAUUGUGUGUCUGUGUGGGCAUCUGCAUGCACUUAGCUUUCUUGUCUUUGUACAUAACAAUAAACCUUCUGCCUUUGUCAUGUUACAUCUCCCUUUUGCAUUUUUGUUUGUGCUGUUGCCUGCAUUCUCAUUUGCUUCCUGUGCGUCGGGAAUCUGCUACCCAGAAAGCCGAAGUUCAGUCCCCCCAACGCCGCCUUCCGCCCAACCCCUGAGGUGUGCGAUUGCUUAAACAUCUCCCGAGACUUGUCUCUUCCAAGUAAGGAGACUAUCAUCCGCCCUCCCUGAGGACGGAAAGCCUUCAUUUCCAGAAUACAUUUGGUGCCUGCUAUUUUGAUUUCACCAAAUGUCAUCAGAAAAAGAGAAACCACUUGGGAUUUUUAUCUGCUUAAAUUUUAAUUUCUCUUUCUUCCUCAUUUCCCUCCCCCCAGUCGCCCACCAAAAGCUAAAAGAAGAGUGCAUCAGAACAAUAUGUAUCUGACUCAAUUACUAUCCUGAGUCAGCAACAAUAUCAUAACGGUUGAGGUUGUAUACUUUGCCCAAGUGAAUAAAUAAUUUAGUUCUCCCAUACCUCUGAAUGCUUUGCAGUUACUAGAGACUCAGGUGGCCACAGUGGCCCGGAGUGCCUUCCAUAAAUUUCGGUGGGUGGCCCCGCUGUGCCCCUGUCUGGACAGGGAUAGCCUAAAGACUGUCAGUUAUGCUCUAGUAACCUCUAGGUUAGAUUACUGCAGUGUGUUACACACGCCCUCCAACAUUGCUCCAAUGAAAAAAGGGACAUUCUAUUCUACAUCAAGAGGUUUCUCUGGCAUUUGAUGGCCUGCACAAAAUUAUACAUUGGUCACCUUGAGGAAAUUGCAACCUUUCCGCCCAACCUACCUCACAAGAUUGUUGUAAAGAAAAAAUGUGCGAGGAAAGGGAUCGUGUAUGACAGCUUCAACAGAUAAAUGGAAUGGAAUUUUAGCUGUAGGCUGCCUUGAGUCUCUGCCGGGGGAAAAGAUGAGAUAUAAUUAAUAAUAAUAAAUAAUACUAAUAAUAAUUGGAGGAGGAAAGGAAGAAGAAGAAACUGAGACUGAUCAGGAACAUACCUGAGUAAAUCCUAUUGAACUCAGUGGGACUUAGUUCUGAGUAAAAAUGCUUAGGGUUGUAGUGUAAGGCUGCACAGCGUUUACCCAGUUACCUGGGAGUAAGCUCCAUUAAAUACAGUGGGACUUACUUUUGAAGGCUUGCAGUUUAAGGCUCCAUUUACGAUAAAGAAAUAAACACUCCAUGCAUUCCUAAAAAAUGGCUGGCUGCUGAAGCAUUGCCAUUCAAGAAUUUAAAGUGGACUGGUGACAUUUUCCUUCAAAAUUAUAGGAAGGGGUUCACAUGCCAGGUUCACCAUUUCCUGUGUGAUACAUGGUAUGUAGGGAGAAAAGCUUCUCCCUCCCUCAUGAUAUGAGAACCCGUUUAAUCAAACAAUGCUCAAUUGUGGGAGAUCCAGGCAGAUAAAAAAGGGAAGGAAAUAAUUCUUCACACAGAACAUAGUUAUUAUAAUUAUGAUUGAUUGACUAAUCACAUUCAAAACAACCAUCUCAAGGCAAUGUGAACUCUAUAUAUAUAUAUUUUUAAAAAAUAGCAAAUGCAUUUGAAACAAGACUUCCGAAGUAGACACCCAUGGUAAAGACCCAUUUAUCUGGGAAAGCUUUUGAAACAAAAACGUCUUCAAUUGUUUACAGAAAGUGCAGGUGAUGGGCACCUGUCGUAUCACGAGAGGAAUGCUGUUCCACAGAACAGGGGCAGCCACACACAAAAAUCCUGCUCCAAGUUACUGCAGAGCAGACUUCUGAGAUCUUUGGAACUUGCAUGAGAAACUCUUCCACAGACCACAGAGAUUUACUGGGCGUGUAAGGGAUAAGGCGGCCUUUCAACUAACCUGGUCCCACAAAAUAUAGUGAUGGCAACCAAUUUGGGUAAUAGUAAAAAUAUUAAUAUAAGGGACGCGGGUGGUGCUGUGGGUUAAACCACAGAGCCUAGACUUGCCGAUCAGAAGGUCGGCGGUUCGAAUCCCUGCGACGGGGUGAGCUCCUGUUGCUCGGUCCCUGCUCCUGCCAACCUAGCAGUUCAAAAGCACGUCAAAGUGCAAGUAGAUAAAUAGGUACCGCUCCGGCAGGAAGGUAAACGGCAUUUCCGUGCGCUGCUCUGGUUUGCCAGAAGCGGUUUUGUCAUGCUGGCCACAUGACCCGGAAGCUGUACACUGGCUCCCUCGGCCUGUAAAGUGAGAUGAGCGCCACAACCCCAGAAUCGGCCACGACUGGACCUAAUGGUCAGGGGCCCCUUUACCUUUACCUUUAAAAAUAUUAAUAUAGACUAUAACUGCAAGUACUUGGCAAUCAGUUUAAAUGAUUGCUGUGCAAUUUUACACACAUUUUACUUACUAAGCAAACUAUAUUAUAUUAAUUUUACCAAAGUAUAUUUUGAACUCCCAAGUCAUGUUACAGCUUUUUUUUGCAAUCCUCAUUUUGGGAAUUUGAAAGUUGAAAAAUUCAACACACCCUACUAGGCUGGGCCUAGGGUUUUACUUAGGGACUUGUGCUUGGAUGUUCACAUGGAUUUCUUGUGCAUGCUGCUUCCCCCAGUCGUCGUCAUCAUCAUCAUCAUCAUCAUCAUCAUAACAACUUAUUAUUUAUUAUUUAUACCCCACCCAUCUGGCCAGGUUUGCCCAGCCACGCUGUGUCUUUAAUAUUCUGUUGGGAGCCGCCCAAUCAAACAUCAAAAACUUCCCUUAUAGUCAUUAUAGUGGAGGAAUAGAAAAUCCACUCAUGUAGAAGAAUGCAUACAUACAUCUGCUUCCUCCAUUAGAAUGAAUGGGGUAGCACUCAUAUAAAUCUGGAACCAGCAGCUGGCAUCCUCAGGCGGCUGCCAUGACAAGGCUCACUGUAGACGUCAGAUUUUCCCCAAGCAACCUUCAUGCGGCUAUGAAUGACCACUGUAUUUCCCUUUCACAUAUCAAAUGCCAGUCUCUCCAGUUAUCAUCCUUGAGGUUCAGGUGAAAGCAACGUGUUCAGGGUGGUAGAAUCCAAAGGAACAGGAUCUCUCCAAACUGGAGAGGCGACAACACGCCCAAUAAAUUUAGACUGGAGGUAAGCGUGACUCUGGUGGGACGUGGGUGGCGCUGUGGGUUAAACCACAGAGCCUAGGACUUGCCAAUCAGAAGGUCGGCGGUUCGAAUCCCCGCGACGGGGUGAGCUCCCGUUGCUCAGUCCUACUCCUGCCAACCUAGCAGUUCGAAAGCACGUCAAAGUGCAAGUAGAUAAAUAGGUACCACUCCAGCAGGAAGUUAAACGGCGUUUCCGUGUGCUGCUCUGGUUCGCCAGAAGCGGCUUAGUCAUGCUGGCCACAUGACCUGGAAGCUGUUCGCCAGCUCCCUCGGCCAAUAAAGCGAGAUGAGCACCGCAACCCCAGAGUCAGUCACGACUGGACCUAAUGGUCAGGAGUCCCUUUACCUUUUUAAGCGUGACUCUGCAAGCACACACUAGACCACGCGGAAGAGUAUCAUACCCCACGCUACUGGAAGAGGUGAUGUUCCACAAGUUCCCAUUCCCAUCAUGCACUUGGAUUAGUCACUGUGCAGAGCUAAUAUGGACUGCACUUUUGAGUAGGUGCUCCUGUACCUGCUCAAACAAGCCUGCUUGAAAAGUGUGGCACAAAGGAAUGGUCUGUAUGGCACAGACUUAAAAAGUUAUGGAUCCUCUUCUUCCUUACUCUCUUGGUAGCUAACAAUAGCCCACACACUACUUGUGCAAGGUCUGCUGGAUAAUAUUAUUUUAGCCUUGGGGGCAAGUUAGAAUUAUAGAAUCGUAGAGUUGGAAAGGACCAACUAAAGCAUCCAUGACAGAUGCCCAUCCAACCUCUGCUUUAAAAACCUCCAGAGGAGGGAAGUUCAACCACCUCCCAGGGGCAUCUCUUCCACUGAUGAACAGCUCUUACCGUCAGAAAGUUAUCCCUGGUAUUUAGCCGGAAUCUCCUUUCUUGUAACUUGAAUCCAUUGGUUUGGCUCCUACCUUUCAGAGCAGGAGAAAACCAGCUUGCUCCAUAGAAUAGAAUCAUAGAAUCAUAGAGUUGGAAGAGACCACAAGGGCCAUCGAGUCCAACCCCCUGCCAAGCAGGAAACACCAUCAGAGCACUCCUGACAUAUGGUUGUCAAGCCUCUGCUUGAAGACCUCCAAAGAAGGAGACUCCACCACACUCCUUGGCAGCAAAUUCCACUGUCGAACAGCUCUUACUGUCAGGAAGUUCUUCCUAAUGUUUAGGUGGAAUCUUCUUUCUUGUAGUUUGGAUCCAUUGCUCCGUGUCCGCUUCUCUGGAGCAGCAGAAAACAACCUUUCUCCCUCCUCUAUGUGACAUCCUUUGAUAUAUUUGAACAUGGCUAUCAUGUCACCCCUUAACCUCCUCUUCUCCAGGCUAAACAUGCCCAGCUCUCUUAGCCGUUCCUCAUAAGGCAUCGUUUCCAGGCCUUUGACCAUUUUGGUUGCCCUCCUCUGGACACGUUCCAGUUUGUCAAUGUCCUUCUUGAACUGUGGUGCCCAGAACUGGACACAGUACUCCAGGUGAGGUCUGACCAGAGCAGAAUACAGUGGCACUAUUACUUCCCUUGAUCUAGAUGCUAUACUCCUAUUGAUGCAGCCCAGAAUUGCAUUGGCUUUUUAGCUGCCGCGUCACACUGUUGGCUCAUGUCAAGUUUGUGGUCAACCAAGACUCCUAGAUCCUUUUCACAUGUACUGCUCUCAAGCCAGGUGUCCCCCAUCUUGUAUUUGUGCCUCUCAUUUUUUUGCCCAAGUGCAAUACUUUACAUUUCUCCCUGUUAAAAUUCAUCUUGUUUGUUUUGGCCCAGUUCUCUAAUCUGUCAAGGUCGUUUUGAAGUGUGAUCCUGUCCUCUGGGGUGUUAGCCACCCCUCCCAGUUUGGUGUCAUCUGCAAAUUUGAUCAGGAUGCCCUUGAGUCCAUCAUCCAAGUCGUUGAUAAAGAUGUUGAAUAAGACCGGGCCCAAGACAGAACCCUGUGGCACCCCACUAGUCACUCUUCUCCAGGAUGAAGAGGAACCAUUGAUGAGCACCCUUUGGGUUCGGUCAGUCAGCCAGUUACAAAUCCACUGAGUGGUAGCAUAGUCAAGACCACAUUUUACCAGCUUCUUUACAAGAAUAUCAUGAGGCACCUUGUCAAAUGCCUUGCUGAAAUCAAGGUAGGCUACAUCCACUGCGUUCCCUUCAUCUACCAGGCUUGUAAUUCUAUCUUCCAUGUGAAAGCCGUUGAGAUAUUUGAAGAUGGCUAUUGUAUCUCCUCUCAGUCGCCUCUUUCCCAGGCUAGACAUGCCCAACUCUCUCAACUGUUCCUUACAACGUUACACACCUAACAGCAACAACAAUAGAAAACAUGAAUGAGUGUGGCGGACAACAGCAGUAUCAAAUUCAGUGCAACUAAAACACUGUAAGUGAAGGAGUUUGGGAUUCUCACCGAAUUUGCCUUUCAGAGAUUACUUAAUAUAUUCAUUAACCGCAAGUGUUAGUUAUGUGAACAUGUCCUAAUGACACUUAAAUUACAAUAAUAAAUGCCCGCUGCCUCAUGAAUAAUUUAUUCCCUAUUUGCAUAGUCAUCCUUAUGCAGUUAUUCCUGAGUAAUUAUCAUACUGACUUAAAAAGGUGUCAAGGACUGAAUAACUACAUUCCCUUUCCUGGGCUCAUCCUCUCCCUCCAUUGGCCAUGUGCAUCUUUCUUUUGUAAUUCUGCCCUUACCCCAUGCCAUCUCCGUUCAAAAACAGGCAAAGAGCAAAACGCCCUCUAGUCCAGAGGCACCACUUCAAAUUUCAAUAGUUAAAAGGGGGAGCAAGAUUCAACAAGGUCAACCAGAACUUGUAGGUGAGGUGACAAAGCAGUGCACGAUAAGAACAUUUUUUGUCAUUAAGGUUAUUAUUAUUAAUUAGUUGUUAUUAUUCAAUGUAUUUUGUGUGCAUUUAAACCCCGACAGUCUCCAGAUUUGGCGGACUACAAUGCAGACCCAGGGUUUUGUUACUUCAUAUCAUAAUAUUGUAACAAUUCAAAAGAGACAUGCAAAGCCUAAGAUAAAGGUAAAGGGACCCCUGACCAUUAGGUCCAGUCGUGACCAACUGGUCUUGUGGCGCUCAUCUCGCUUUAUUGGCCGAGGGAGCCGGCGUACAGCUUCCGGGUCAUGUCGCCAGCAUGACUAAGCCGCUGCUGGCGAACCAGAGCAGCGCAUGGAAACGCCGUUUACCUUCCCGCCAGAGCGGUACCUAUUUAUCUACUUGCACAUUGACGUGUUUUCGAACUGCUAGGUUGGCAGGAGCUGGGACCGAGCAACGGGAGCUCACCCCAUGGUGGGGAUUCGAACCACCAACCUUCUGAUCAGCAAGUCCUAGGCUCUGUGGUUUAACCCACAGUGCCACCCGCGUCCCAUGCAAAGCCUAUGUCUAGCUUAAUCAUUCAAAAAUGAUAACUACUUAUAAUGGAAUAGGUUUCCUCUGUCCUUCCAUACAUAACAGGAAGCUCCAUAGCCUAUCAGUUUGUUUUUCACUUUAAAGAGAAUCUGCAUUCUACGUGAAUAACAGUUAAAUUUUAGGAGUGACAAGAAAGCAAGUUCUUGGCUCCUGGUCUUACGUAUGAAGUAAAGGACUCCUGGACGGUUAAGUCCAGUCAAACUUGACUAUGGGGUAUGACGCUCAUCUGGCUUCAGGCCGAGGGAGCUGGUGUUUGCCCGCAGACAAGGACAUUAUACAGAAAAGAAGGUGGCUGGCCCACAGUUUUCAUGUUUUAUAAACCACAUUGAGGUUUUCUUAUAAUCAAGCAGGAUAUAAAUGUUGUUUUUUUAAAAAGUAAAUAAAUAAAAUUGGUCGGGACUUUCCCUCGAAAAUAAGGAUGGUCCUAACCUUGCCAAUGAUUUAUUCAGCUCCAAGGUGACCCCUUUUAAAACAAUAACUGCAAGACUCUUCCAGUCCUUUUAAUUAAUUAAUUUAAACUGUACACCCAAUUUAGAAUACACUGGGCUUUGUUCUUUAUCUUAGGCAUUCCAAUUUAUUUUGCUCGCAGAGGCAUUUUUGGGAGGGUUAAGCAAAUUUGUUCAAGAACUUGUUGAAUAAUUUGUUGGCAUGAAUGCUGACUGUUCAUUCAGUGGCUGCUUAUUGCUAGGUUUCAUUGAGAGAAAGGAUCAUGCCACACUAUCUGUCUUGAAUAACAGGCCUGGUGAGAAUCAUAUGAAGGGCCCACUGAGGGCAUCUUAUCCAAGUUACAUGGGUGGCACUGUGGUCGAAACCCCUGAGCCUCUUUGGGCUUGCCAGCCAGAAGGUCGGUGGUUCGUAUCCCUGUGAUGGAGUGAGCUCAUUGCUCUGUCCCUGCUCCUGCCAACCCAGCAGUUUGAAAGCACACCAGUGCAAGUAGAUAAAUAGGUACCGCUGCGGCGGGAAGGUAAACUGUGUUUCCGUGAGCUCUGGCUUCCACCACGGUGUCCCGUUACGCCAGAAUUGGUUUAGUCAUGCUGGCCACAUGACCAGAAAGCUGUCUGUGGACAAACGCCAGCUCCCUCGGCCUGAAAGCAAGAUGAGCCCAUAGUUGCCUUUGACUGGACUUAACCGUCCACGGGUCCUUUACCUUUUUACCUAUCCAAGGACAUUGUUGCAACCCCUCUCCAAAGAAAAACUGGAACCAACACUACAAACCUCUUAAGCCCUCCCCAUGCCCAAGGAAGUAUGGUUCCCCCAUGCCCAAGGAACUAUGGUUCUGUGAGGACUACAUAUCCUCCAACAUUUCUCCAAUUAAAAUAUGGAUUGUCCUGUUUAAUGAUGAUGAUGAUGAUGAUGAUGAUGAUGAUAUUAUUUAUAGCCCACCCAUCUGACUGGGUUGUCCCAGCCACUCUGGGCAGUUUCCAAUAUAUAUAAGAUGAUAAUAAAACUAUACAGGGCUGCCUUCAGAUGUCUUCAAGGUUAUAUAGUUACUUAUCUCCUUGGCUCAGGGGACACAUAACUCCAUACUCUUCAAUAUUUCCCAGGCACGUCCUACCUUACCCUCUUUUAAAUCUUGCAAAACCAGAAGAGAAACUGCAUGGGAACACACCCAGAGUCAGGCACAGUGUGGGCUUAAGUGUGUGGCUCUUCAUUUGGUUUCCCACGUUACCUGAAGGGCUAGCAUUCCUCCCCUUUGGGAUUUGUGCCUAGUCAAACUUCCACCUUGUAAGAAGUAAAAUCCACAAGGGGAUUUCAGAAAGACGCCAAAAUGGAUGAGGCAACUCCCCUGUUUCUGUUGAUAGGGGGGGUGGGGACCACAUACAGCUAGUUAAAAAAGAAACAGGGCUUCAUUGGUUUGGGGGCAAUUACAGAUAAUGAGAUGGAUGGGAAUAGAUCAUUUCAAUGUCUUGGAAUAUUUUAGCUGAAAUCAAGUCUCUCCAGUUUCGUUUUCUCCCCUUCUGUCUUCAUGCAACAUUCCCACAGGAGUAUGAAGCUCAGGCACCAGGAGAAGCUACUGGGGAUCUUCUAAGCUUUAUUUACAUUAGAAAGGAUGAUUCACUUGGGAGUACAAGCUACACAGGGAAAGGGGGAGUAUAUGGCACAGUCUGCUACUAUAAGGCCACAUUUUUAAAUUCUGCGAACCUGAUCUCAGGUUAAGGAUCUCUAGAUCUGCCCCAAAUGUUCACACCCUGGUCAGAGCCUGAUGUCCAGUUUAAGCGCAACUUGAAAUGGACUUAAACUUAUAAGGAUCAUCUAUUAGAGGGAGGCAAUGACUGAGGAAGAGAUUUCAAUGGCAAUUCAAAUACCCAUCUUCAUUAUACUUCUUGACGUGCGAGGGUUGAUCAGGUCCACGCAGGCUAAACUGGUGAAUUCCAUCUUGAAAUGGAAGUAGUUUCAACUAGCAAAAAUCCAAAUAACUGCUGUUGUUUUCAGUAAAGGUUUCUGCUUCUUGCACACAACAAACCAGUUGUUCCAACUUUCCAGGGACAGUCCCUUUCUCUUUUAGGAAAGUCACUAUCUUGCUUUUUAAAGGCAGAAAUCAAGUAUGCUUUAACAAUAUAUAUAUAUAUAUAUAUAUAUAUAUAUAUAUAUAUAUAUAGUAUGCAAGGGCAGGGCAUUUGGUUCAUACUCCCCCCCAAAACACAGCAAUCUUUUGAAAUGUGCGCAUCUCCAAAUUUUGUAAUUGGAAUUCCCCAACCAAAUAAUGAACACAAAAAUGUGCAUAUUACGGGGCAGUGUAAUAUGUCCAGUCACGAACGAGUCUGGGGUUGUGGCGCUCAUCUCGCUUUACUGGCCGAGGGAGCCGACGUUUGUCCACAGACAGUUUUUCCGGGUCAUGUGGCCAGCAUGACUAAGGCGCUUCUGGAGAAACCAGAGCAGCGCAUGGAAACGCCAUUUACCUUCCCGCCAGAGCGGUACCUAUUUAUCUACUUGCACAUUGACGUGUUUUCGAACUGCUAGGUUGGCAGGAGCUGGGACCGAGCAACAGGAGCUUACCCCGUCUCGGGGAUUCGAACCGCCGACCUUCUGAUCAGCAAGCCCUAGGCUCUGUGGUUUAGACCACAGCGCCACCCGCGUCCCUGUCUAUAUAUAUGUAACUUCCCCUAAUAUGCACCUUUUCAUAUGCACAGUAUAGGGCAUUUUUUCAUUUUAUCCCAGUAUAUGCAAUUUUGUACACAUUACUUGGUGGGGAACUGAAUUGUAAAAUUUAGAAAAGUGUGCGUUUCCAAGGAUGGCUGUGUUUCGAAAAGUGUGAACCAGAUAGGUUUGGAUUUUUACAUGUGAACUGAAUUGAAUUCCCUCCCCCAUCCACAGCUGGAACGCAGUCCCUUCAAACACAGUUAAAUCCUGAAAAACAGUUAUUUAGAUAUCUAACUUACUGAAAAACAGUCUCAGCAGGAAACUGACAAAUUUACUAAGUUCACUUUAAUUGACAGAAGUCUGUAAAAAGAAAUAUACCGGGUGCUAAUCAGACACUAUUGCCACAAUUGGACAAUCACCAUCCAGAGGCUCAGAUCUGAGAUGCAAGAUAAAUGAUCCAGCCAUGGAUAACCAUCUCAUCAAAAAGAAAAGCAAAUACAGUGGGUACCUCGGGUUAAGAACUUAAUUCAUUCUGGAGGUCCGUUCUUAACAUGAAACUGUUCUUAACCUGAGGUACCACUUUAGCUAAUGGGGCCUCCUGCUGCCACUGCCGCGCAAUUUCUGUUCUUAUCCUGAAGCAAAGUUCUUAACCUGAGGUACUAUUUCUGGGUUAGCGGAGUCUGUAACCUGAAGUAUCUGUAACCUGAAGCAUCUGUAACUUGAGGUACCACUGUAUUUCAAUUCUUUAAAUAAUGAUUUCCAUGUUUCUUUCAAACCCAAAUCCGUUGUGCUUGCUUUGCGAUCCCUGAGCCUCGAUUAACUUUCUUCCAAGGAACUACUCACGGGGAUAAUACACAGACAGACUUGCUCACACAGGUUACAAUCGUCUACUUAGCAGUGAGCAAAAACAUAGAAGCUAUGUGUAAUAUGUGAGGCCGGUAGGACCCUGGCUUCUGACAAUCAAUAUUUAGAGCUGGAAGCAGAAGAUGGCUGCAAUUUAAGUGUUGCACCCAGACAGAAGAGUUGUUGGCUUGCUACCUUGCUGUCUGACAGCAUGAACCACCCAAAGAGCUAUUUUGCUAACCAGUGAUUCGUGCUAAAUAUUCGCUAACCUGCCAGGAUUGUUUUGCAGAAUCCUAGCACUGACUGGAAAGGGCAGUUCUCCGAGUUAUUUCUUAUAUUGCUAAGCAUAUCUGACUGUGCAAGAUCCAAGGAAUUUGGAACGGCUGGGAAGUUAUGUGUAUGGUAUUCAUUAGUUGUCCAGGGAGAUGGUCAGGAGUGGGGGACAUCGCAACACUUUUCUAUGCAUAUUGUAAGGCGUUAGGAAAGCAAUGUGGGAAGCAUAUGCAAAAUCGCUGAAUGCUAGUGCUUGCAUCUGGUUAAUCUCAUCAUCCAGCCAUCCUGCGCUCCUGACACAGGCCCAAUUCAGACAUGUAUCUCAUGCAGCAUCCUUGCGCUGCUCCUUUUCUCCUCUUUUGCAAUGCACUUCCCAAGUUAAUUAUUAUUUAAUUAUUAUUUCAGUGUCUGAACAGGGAAACUGUGGUUCCCAAGAUCAGACCAAGCCAGGAUCUUAAACCAAAAUGAACUGUGGUUGGAGAUUCUGUUUUAUGCCAAUCCAAGCAACCAUCGUUUCAAAGUUUGGCUGAAAUGGGAAACAAUGGAUUAAUUAACAAUGAAUUAAAGCAGAUUCCGACUAAACAUCAGGGAGAACCUUCUGAUGGUAAGAGUUGUUUUACAGUGGAACGGGCUCCCUCGGGAGGUGGCGGACUUCAUUUGAGGUUUUGAAGCAAAGGUUGGACGGCCAUCUGUCAUGGAUGAUAUAGUUGAGCUUCCUGCAUUGCAGGGCAUUGGACUAGAUGACCCUCAAGGUCCUUUUCAAUUCUUUGAUUCCAUAACCCAGAAAAUAUUGAAUUGUCAGUACACUGAGAAGGAAAGAGGGAAGGGACAACGCAUGGGUGGAACAUACAGGUGCAAAACAUAAUAACUCUAGAUGUAGCAGUCUGAGACAUGUAUAUGCAAACUGGGCUAUAGCAAGACUUCACACAAUAUUUUACAAAUGUAUAAAUUUUAGAAAUUUUUGCACUUACCAGCUUAGUUGCUGAGGGAGGUGGUUUCAGAACUUUCUGGCAUGCUGUCACAUAACGUUGUUAUUAUUCGGCUAGUCUUCUGAAAUACCAGGAUGCCAUUAAAAAUCACCUUGAAACAAAAACAUUUCCUUGCCUUUUAAAUUGUUUUCCCACAAUAGUUCCUUUCAAUAUCACCACCAGAGUAGCUGUCUUGAUCAAAACCUUAGUGCCAACGAAUUCUGUUUGUCUAACACAGUGAUGGGGAUCCUGCAGCCCCUUAGCUGUUGAUGGACUACCAAUCCCCAUCAUCUCUGACCACUGUCUAUGGUGGCUGGAACUGAAAGAGAAUAGAAGUCCCAGGUUCCCCAUCCCUGAUCUACUGGCUUCCUUUGAAAUAUUUAAUACAUUUUCACUGAGGAGGAAAUCUCCAAAUUUCUCUUUCGGCAAAAUCUUUGAGAGACAAAUCUCUUCUUUUCACAAAAUCGUUGGGGAUGGAUUUAUGCAGAACUUAAAGCAAAGUUCUUUUGCCUUCCCUCAUAAGCCUAGAUGUUUUCCUUACAGGAGAACCUUCAAAUUCACUUCAUAUUUAACUUCAUGUGAAAUUUGGUGGAAACCCUAUUUAACACUCAUAAAGUGAGUGACAGAAGUGUCUCAAUAAAAGUGGAAAAGGUGCCAUGCCAGGCUGACAAGCAAGGCUAUGAGGUCUAUAUUUCCAUUCUAUAAAGUGGUAAUCAGCAUAAAGGCCUACAUCCGAAGACCGCCGAGGGCCUCUUGUAAUCUGAGGAGUGCUUGGCUUGAGCCCAUAUUGCUAACCAUCUGGUGCCUCAGCAUAGCCGUAGUCUCUAAAGACUGGCUAUUCCAACAGUUAUCACAUGCCCUGUUGUGAACACCAGUCUCCCGUUGGUGAACAAUUACUCACAUAAUUGGAGUUUGUGGCCGAUGUCAAUCCAAGUGAGGAAUUUGCCAUCUGGCUGCUUGUGGCAUGAUAUGCAAAAGGUAGAGCUACAAGGCGGACUAUUUAUUUAUUGCCCCUUAAAUCAUCCCACUCUUCCCUCUGAGAAGCUUUCAGAACAAUCUCCCAUCUUUCCUACCCAGAUAAUGACCAGGUUGAAGCCCUUUGAAGCUUUAACAAUACAAGUGGUGUAGCAAUAAAACUGCUAGCACAUUUGCAAAGCUAAGCAGGUCCCGCUGUGGUUUUAACUUGGAUGGGAGACAGUGUGUUGAGAUACCUGCAUUGCAGGGGGUUGGACUAGAUGACCCUGGGGGUCCCUUCCAACUCUACAAUUCUAUGAUUCUAACAGCAUAGCUGGCAUAUAGUUCUGUGGUCAAAAAACAGUCUCUCCAGUUAAAGAGCUUUGCCCCCAAAUCUUAGAAAACGUUUCCCAAUUAAAUCAGACAGUACUGGACAAAAGAGUCUGACUAAGUCUGAAGUAGUUUUACAUAAUUACUUCCUGAGCCUAGAAAAUCCCAUUUGAUAUGUAUUUAAUUUAUUUUAAGUUACUUACUUUCCACUUUUUAAAAAUAUCCAUUCCCAAAAGCAUCUUAAAUUGUAAAAAUAAAAAGAGCCCAAAUCAUCUCAAAAGCACAGGAGCUUUAUAAACUUGUAGGGGGAAAAACAAUCUUUAUAAAUAGGGAUGGGGAACCUAUAUCCCUCCAGAGGUUGUUGGACUACAACUCCCAUCAUGCUUGACUAUUGGCCAGGUGCUGGGGCUGAUGGGACUUCUAAUAAUUGUACCCCGCUCAUAUGACUGAGUUGCCCCAGCCACUGUGGGCAGCUUCCAGCAUAUGGGGCUUCAAGUCAAACAACACCUGGAAGAUCACAAGUUUAGACCCCUAGUCUAAAAACAGGAGAGGGAUUUUGCUGAAUCUCCUUAGAGAUUUCUGUAGUCACAGUGCCACCACUGAGAAAACCCUCUCUCUGCUCUCUGCCAAUGGAAGCAGGACCUCCUAUGAUGAUAUAAAACCUGGGCAGGCUCACAUACUUAAAGUUGGCCAAAAUAGCCUGGCCCUUGGUGGCAAAGGGCUUUAAAGUUUAUAUUACUUGAUGAAGGUAUGGCAUUUUCGUCCACCCUUCCAGAGACCGUUUUACAACACCAACUUCUCUCUCUGAUUAGCCAGUCUAUUUUGUGUCCUAAGAUAUGGUUCAGGGCUUCAUUGUAACGUUCAGAGACUGAUCAUGAGCCCUGAGCCAAGUUUACAUUUCUUGAAUGCUACAUGGAUUUACUUAACCUCCCCUCACCCACUUCAAGGAUCUCUUAAUGUUUCCCCUGGCAUGCUGUCACUUCCUUACAUUGCAAAGGAAAUGCUACUCUACAGGCCAUUUCUAUAUAGAGAGUAACCCCAAACAGUGAUGAGCUUUUACUCAAAGCAUUAUCGGUAGGAAUCAACAUCAGUAAGAUUCCUCCAUGCAGGUAGCUGAAUAGGGUUCCCUAGUCUCCAGGAAGUGCUUUUGAGACUUUUGACCUCUCAAGUUCUUUCAUUUGUUCUUAAAAAAACAUUUUGGAUUUGAAACAUUUUGGAUUUUGUGUCCUAAGAUAUGGUUCAGGGCUUCAUUGUAAAGUUCAGAGACCAGCCAAUGCUCAUCUCUAUGUGCCUAGGCAUUGAAAUAUGGUGGCUAGCAGACCCUAAUAUUUAAGGUCAGCCAAAACCUCUUCCGUCGUCACCAUUUCAAAAACAAAACAAAAACCUAAUAAAGCACUUCUCUCCAAUAAGCCAAGUUCUUUUAUGUUAAUUAAUCACCCAGCUAUCAGCUGGCCAAGCAAUAUAUACUUGAUCCUGAUGGGACUCGACUGGCGAGCCUGCUGGCAAUUUUAAAGUCAGUCCACAGCUAGCAAGGCAACCUGCCCAGAAGACCAGGACCUUGCCGUGGGAACCAGGGGUUUAUGCUGCUAUCUAGUGCAAUGGGAAAGGGAAGGUGGCAGCGGGAAUAGCUGUGAAAUUGGAUGAGAGAACUGAACUGUUGCAAAGGAUUACUCCAUCAAGCUGUGCGUAAUUUACUUUAAAAUGAAAGUAGCAGAUUGUAAGCCUGCUGAAAGUUGUGUGUCGUGCCAUGCAGCUAAGUUACUUGGCGAUCAAGGGAAAGGGCUCUUAUGUAGGGCUAGUAUCUGAAUUGGCUAACCAACCAAUAUUUUACCAGAAUGACCAUUAAAACCAGGUUCUGCAAGGAAACCAUAGCUGUUUAGCACCUGUAACAAGGUGCAGGGGGUGGGGCCUGAAUCCAUUAUACUUUAGGAAUGAAGAAACAAUCCCUUAUAUCAGGAACACAAAAAUUCAGUUUAUGAUUCAUCAGCCCAACAAUCAUGCAUGCUGGUCUGCCAAGGGUUCAACUCUUUUAAAAAGUAAGUUUUUAAUUAGGAUUUCAUUGCUAUCAAGAGUGAGUUCAAUACCUUUGAAGAAUUUCCACUUCUUGGAGGAGGGGGUUUACUUCAGAGUACAGUGGUACCUCAGGUUACAUACGCUUCAGGUUACAGACUCUGCUAACCCAGAAAUAGUACCUCGGGUUAAGAACUUUGCUUCAGGAUGAGAACAGAAAUCGUGCUCGAGCGGAGCGGCAGCAGCAGGAGGCCCCAUUAGCUAAAGUGGUGCUUCAGAUUAAGAACAGUUUCAGGUUAAGUACAGAUCUCCAUAACGAAUUAAGUACUUAACCUGAGGUACCACUAUACAGUAGGGGACGCGGGUGGCGCUAUGGGUUAAACCACAGAGCCUAGGACUUGCCGAUCAGAAGGUUGGUAGUUCGAAUCCCCAUGAUGGGGUGAGCUCCCGUUGCUCGGUCCCUGCUCCUGCCAACCUAGCAGUUUGAAAGCACAUCAAAGUGCAAGUAGAUAAAUAGGUACCGCUCCGGCGGGAAGGUAAACGGCGUUUCCGUGCGCUGCUCUGGUUCGCCAGAAGCGGCUUAGUCAUGCUGGCCACAUGACCCGGAAGCUGUACGCCGGCUCCCUCGGCCAAUAAAGCGAGAUGAGUGCCGCAACCCCAGAGUCAGUCACGACUGGACCUAAUGGUCAGGGGUCCCUUUACCUUACCACUAUACAAUAUUAAUUUUGCACAGAAUAGGUCCCCUAAAGCAAUUUGUUAUUUCAUAUUUUCCCAAGCUAUAUUCAUGGGUUUACAUUUUGGAGAGAUACCACGUUCCCUCGACGAGCCUACCAAUCAAUACAUACCGCUUUUGUAUCAAACACCACAUCACAAAAUGCAAGGAUAUUAGUUUGGGCUGCGAUCCUAAGGCAAAAACUACGGGGCAGUGCAUGGGGAGGACUUAAGUUGUGAUGGCUUCCCCUCAAUGGUUGUGGUCAUGGGAUAGUGUUUCCCAAUCAAUGCCACAUCUCUCUGGGGUGGAAUUAAGAGUGACUUUAUUAUUUUUUAAAAAUAACUUUUAAGGAAAUGUGGUUUCUAAUCCUAGGUAAAGGUAAAGGGACCCCUGACCAUUAGGUCCAGUCAUGACCGACUCUGGGGUUGCGGCACUCAUCUCGCUUUAUUGGCCGAGGGAGCCGGCGUGCAGCUUCUGGGUCAUGUGGCCAGCAUGACUAAGCCGCUUCUGGCGAACCAGAGCAGCACACGGAAACGCCGUUUUCCUUCCCGCCAGAGCAGUACCUAUUUAUCUACUUGAACUUUGAUGUGCUUUCAAACUGCUAGGUGCGCAGGAGCUGGGACCGAACGGGAGCUCACCCCGUCGUGGCGAUUCGAACCGCCGACCUUCUGAUCAGCAAGUCCUAGGCUCUGUGGUUUAACCCACAGUGCCACCCACGUCCUGUAAGAUUUGCCUAAAAGAGGCAUGAGUGUUGUAGAUAAUAAUUAACACAUUUUCUAAAUAUAAUCAUAAUUGAUUUUAUUUCCUCAGACAGAGGGCAAUCAUGAGGGCAGAAGGAGGCUGUAAUAUCUGCUGAUCAUGAGCCCUGAGCCAAGUUUACAUUUCUUGAAUGCUACAUGGAUUUACUUAUCCUCCACUUCAAGGAUCUCUUAAUGUUUCUCCUGGCAUGCUAUCACUUCCUUACAUUGCAAAGUAAAUGCUAUUCUACAGGCCAUUUCUAUAUAGAAAGUAACCCCAAACAGUGAUGAGCUUUUACUCAAAGCAUUAUCGGUAGGAAUCAACGUCAGAAAGAUUCCUCCAUGCAGGUAGCUAAAUCAGGUUCCCUAGUCUCCAGGAAGUGCUUUUGAGACUUUUGACCUCUCAAGUUCUUUCGUUUGUUCUUAAAAAAACGUUUUGGAUUUGAAAGUUCUGCCCCAAGCACAUGUUCCAUCUCUGACAGUUCAAUUGUCACUAGGGAUACAUAUCAAAAAAACCCAAAGCAAAAUCUGCCUGGACGAUCAAAAUCCUCCCAGGGUGAUGUUGUCCACAAUGACCGUGUUUUUCCUAUAGUACUUCCUGCUGUUUCAGAGGUUUCCAGUGCAAAUUGGACUAGAAACAGAGAGAUAACAUUAAAACAGUUUCCUCCUCUCUCAAAAUUCUAGCUUCUUCCAACAGCUGAUUGGAAGAAUGUUUGAUUAUACUGGCUUUAUGGGCAAUGAUUUCAUGAAAACGUCCUUGCAUUUAUAAAACCUGUGCAUCAAAGAGCAUAAUAGAUCCAUCCAUCCUACACGUUUUUUCCCUUAAAAACAAAACAAAACAGGGGGGAGAUCAGAAUGAUUGUGAUUAUGUGGAGGAAGCAACUGGGAGACUUUUUUUUUUUUUUUGCCACUAAAGCAGCUGCAGACAGGGGGCAUCACUGAAGACUACAGGGAAAUGUGGGAGUCUGGUUGGGAGAGAUAUUUGAAGUCAUUUGCAUCAUUAAUCAUAUAUAACAAAUUUCAACAUGCAGAUUGUCUUGGCACAUGUAAACUGUUUUGAUAAAGUAAGCUAGUUUGGGGGGGAAAUAGUUUGAAAAGCGGGGUAGAAAUAAUUGUAUCAAAUGUUCCAUGUGCGUGAUCUCACUGGAACAAUUGGACUUCUGUUUACUCUCCUCUCCCUGCCACACUCUAAUCUUCACUGGAGGGUCCCCCAACUGCCCAGAGCUGAUUAUGGGAAAGUGGGCAGUGCCAGACCCUGGGGUCUCAAAUUUCUGUGUCUCCCACUGCCUCUCACCUUCCAUUCCACAUAAUACAGUGGUACCUUGGUUCUCGGACAUAAUCUCUUCCGGAAUAGCAUUCGACUUCUGAAACGUUUGAAGACCGAGGUGCAAAGGGCUGGCUGCAAGUUCAAUUGGGAAAACUGAAAAACACGUAGCAAAAGCUGUUCAACUUCCGAGAAGUGUUCAAAAACAGAAGCAAUUACUUCUGGGUUUUCAGAGUUUGAAAACCAAAACAUUCAGCUUCAGAGAUGCUCGAAAACCGAGGUACCACUGUAGUUGCUGCACCCCCAAGGCUCUACACCCAGUGUGAACGAACUGGUUGCGCUCCCCUAAAUCCGUCUCUGGUGUGGGAAAGGAGAGGAAGUUCGGUUGUGUACAUGGAAGUCCCUUGCACCAGUGGAACUAUCAUGUUGGCUAUAGCCCAGAAACUUGCCAUCUUGCUUAAUAUGUGAUUUUAGCCAUUCAGAAAAUAUAGCAGCAAAACUAUGACUUUUUCAGUAUACAAAACAGUCGACAGGGGUUUUUUUGCACAGCGAAAAAUGAAUUCAUUCCUUGGCAAAUACAGAACGGCAUACCCCCAUCACUCACAAAUACAGACUAACCAGAUGGACUUUCCUUGGUAGGUAUACCUUUAAAUGGAAAUUGUUCACGUCACAUGGUUUCCCUUCAUGGUAACUCCUAUGCAUGUUCCUUUUCUCUUUCCACACCAACCACAUUGUGUGUUGUUUCCACCCUUCCAGCUAACAACUGACCUGGCCUCCAAUAUUUUCACCGCCAUUGGCUCAGUGACACUGGCCUUGUUACUGAUCUUCCUUCUUGCGGCCACAGCUUCCGUCAUAACUUCCAACAAACGGGCUACCCAAGGAACCUACAGCCCCAGCCGCCAGGAGAAAGAGGGGUCCCGAGUCGAAAUGUGGAACAUGGUACAACCUCCCCCAAUGGAAAGGUUGAUCUAGCUUGAACUCUUGCUGUACCUCUUACGUAUAUGGAAGUCUCCGGCUAGAAUGGGUUGUUCUGGAGACCAGGGAAAGGAAACCCCUCUAGACCAUGAUGACCUCUGCCAUUUAACUCGACACCUUGGUCAGUAUCCAAAGCAUCAUGCACAUUAUCCCAGGUGUACCUGGGGGCUUUUCUGCUUGCCCCUUUCACCAGUAGCCUCCGAUUCUUCUGAUAUUCAUGGAAGCCUUCAUGAGAUGUGAGGGACUGCAUUUGGAAAGGGAACUGAGCACUCAGACACACAUACCUGGAAAUACUAUGGGGCCGCAGAUCUCAUUUCCCACUUUCUGGAAAUUCUUAUUUAUUGCACUGGAAAUUUUAGCUUUAGUCGAAUCGCCUGUAGGCUAUAAAGACUGCAAUGACUCUAGUAUACUUGUUAAGUGCCUGCAUUUCAGAUACAACUGAAGCCACAUAUUUUGUUUCAUUCCCUGUGCAUCUGCCUAGCAUUCACCAUCACUGCAAAAGACAAAGCGGAACACUCAUGUAACCCCAGAUAAUCUGUCUGCCGUUCAAUCAUCUCAAGAAGUUUUAGGAGUAGAGGUCUUUCUCAGCAGCACAGCUAUCUUAAUUCUUUAAUCAGGGACUAAAUUAAUACUGCGGGGGAAAGCUCUUCAUGCAGCAAAAUAAACAUUUCAAAUGAUC
Podarcis lilfordi (Lilford's wall lizard) is the source of this 25388-nucleotide messenger RNA. The record is from the annotation of a GenBank genome assembly. NCBI's taxonomy places the organism in Eukaryota, Metazoa, Chordata, Lepidosauria, Squamata, Lacertidae.